This is a messenger RNA of Durotheca rogersii, 3432 nucleotides long. RefSeq lists its product as uncharacterized. The transcript has 2 exons. Lineage: Eukaryota; Fungi; Ascomycota; Sordariomycetes; Xylariales; Xylariaceae. The coding region runs from base 1 to 3432 and encodes 1143 amino acids. Gene Ontology annotation, molecular function: NAD+ poly-ADP-ribosyltransferase activity. The record is from RefSeq and is a predicted model, not a curated record.
AUGCCACCUUCCACGGCACGAUCACGAUUCCGAGCCGACCUGAACUCGGCAACGGAGAAGCACAUCGAAAACGUAGUCGAUAUCAAGAAGGGCGACGUCGAUGACGAGAUCACCUUCAAAUUUUCUCACCCGCAUCUCGCUGGCUCCCCCAUCGAGAUAAGCGUCCAAGCACAAGAAGUAGGAGGCUAUCCGCACAAACAUAUCUUCCUCCCCUAUACCAGCAGCGAUGUCCCACCGGCAUUCGGGAAAAUCCUAUCGGAAUCCAUGUUUGAGACCCAAGGUAUGGAUGUCGAGCACAUGCUCACCCACCUCUCUCAGACGCUGCGAGCCGGCUUGGAAAAUGCCACGUCUACGCCCGUCGGUGAGACUAACAUCGUCGACCUUGAUACACAAAACCCUGGCGACGACGAGGGCGAGGACGAGGACGACGAUUUAUUUCCCACAAGCGGUGAUGACGAGGGCGGAGACUGGGACGAGUGGUCUGCACCGCAAUCCGCUGGCCAAAAAAGUGAGCUUAACGAGCGAAUGCGUCGUGAUCUGCUUGCGGUGUACCGGGCCGGAUUUCAUCCGGGAAGGGUAUACCACGAUUCCCAAGGAGGCGAAACCAUCUCCAUCUCGAUGCGGGUAAAAAAGUUAUCCCUUUCCAAGGAGACCCUGGAGGCGUGGGACCUGGCCGCAUCGGAUUACAUCGUUCUGCUUAUUCGCUAUAAACUACAGUAUGCCCCUUUCGAGGUAGUUCUACAACAGCCGGUCGGACUUCUCUACAUCGACUUCUGCGUCCGAAAAUGUCCCAACAAGAAGCCCUCGCAGGAACAAGCUACUGCAGCCUUCGGGGACACUUCCGCGGUCGUAGGCAGCAGUCUAGGAUUGUCGCCACUUUGGAUUAGCAAGUCUAUCGAAGGGUUCAUGAACAACGAGUUCGCAUCGCUGUUGAAACUCAGGCACAGACACCGUGUUUCUUGGGACUCGGCAAAGGAGAUGAUGCACCUCCGAUUAGGGGCCGUCCCGGAAUCGAACACGCUUCCGCCUGGCGGAAGCCCCCAGCCGAAAGACACCCGACGAGCGAAUGGGAAGAAGGCUAAGGUGCCUUCUUUUCUCGCCGAGGAUCAUCUGCUGAGCAACGGAGAGAUCUCCUUACCCCUGGUUGCCGCCCAAUUUGCCCUACACUACCUCGUCCGGUGUACCGAUUACUGCACAGUGUGCCAUCGGAAGGUCGAGGGCAACUUCGAGGCUUUGAGGCCGUACGUCUGCGGUGGACUGCUUUGCCUGCACCAAUAUUUGAAUCUCGGCUUUGGUCCAAGCAUAGAGUACGAAAUCGUUAACCAACCUUACGUCGUCGACCUGUUGGUUAGCUUCUGCUACGCCAGCCUGUAUUGCCACUCCCUAGCCGACAAGAAAUGCAUGCGAGAAUUUCCCCAGGGGUUGAGCCUUCAAGUGCCCAAGAUUGCCCUGGCUGCGAGUUCGUGGCUCCGUUCCGGUCGUAAUAAGAUCACCUCCAAUGAUUGUACCCUUAUUGACCCCGUGGACAUACUUUUCAAUUGGGGCACCUCCACCGCCAACAUCGGACCGCGGGAUGUUGAUCUACAAACCGGCCAAUGGGUUGUUAUAGCAACGGAACAAUCUGCGCCGGAUUCCAAGCAGGCCGAGUCCGAGAAGCGGGUUGUGCUUCACCAUGCCCGCAUCAAUUCAAGGGAUGGUACAACGCUCUGGCUUCACCUCGUUUCUCAUUACUCAGUAUCUGACCAUAAGAUGCUGAACGAUAUACCCAAAGAGGGCCAGAUAUCGGCUCAGCUGGUGCUCUACGACGACAUGGGAAGUUUGGGCAGGGAACGAGAUCAGGCCUUCUCGAUGCUGCUCUUGCUCACGGCUCUGCCACCGAUUUCCCAGAUGAGAGGCUUGCUCAUGCACAAGACAUUAAAUUCGCUGGCUGCGUCGGAUCAAAUCCCACCUAGCGCCGUCGACCUCCUAAGGUGGAUCGUAGCGUCGAAUAGGUCGUAUAUCGUGCAGGUAGACGAACUUUCCGGCGCCGAUGGCCCUGCAGGCGGAAAACCGUCACGGCGGCACGAGAGGAUUUUCGGCGUGGAGGGCUGGAUCCAAUUUCGAUUCGCUCAGGGAUCUCCAGAGAAGGAAAGCCUCUUCAACGAUGUCCUAAGCACGGUCGAUAAGCCACACAAAUCUAUCGUUGCGUGGCAUGGGAGUCCGCUAGAGAAUUGGCACAGCAUCAUACGCCAGGGCUUGAAUUACGAUGUCUCAUUGCACGGCCGCGCCUUUGGUGACGGAAUCUACUUCAGCAGGUCGUUCGAUUACAGUCUCUAUUACAGUAAAAAUCCGGAAGCGAACCAAUCGGCGCCCCAGGAAAUGAUGUGGCCUGGGUCCGAGUUAAAGGUCUGCAGUGCGAUAAGCUUGAACGAGCUCGUGAACUUGCCCGAACGAUUCACCGCCAGGACACCAUGUUAUGUGGUGCAGUGUUGCCAUUGGACUCAAUGUAGGUAUCUCUUCGUUAGGCCCGCACCACUUGUAGAAGAAGACGGCGGGAGGCCCCGAACCCAACUCCUUAGUAAGACGCGACCGGCGCGCGAUUACGAAUCCUUCAUCCAAGAUCCGUCGUGCAACGCGAGCGGGCCGGCCAAAAGUGGAACAACACUGUCUAUUCCCCUGGUUGCGAUCUCUUGGGCGCAAAGCAAACGCGAGAAGUCGAAGAGGUUGUCGGGAAAGGAGCCAGAGAUGGAGAGCAGUGACGAAGACGAGGAGGAUAGAAAGUUCUUCCUCGCCGAAGACACAGACUGCCAGGAUGUGUCGACAGAUAAAACCGACUUCCGCCCAGGUACCUUGGACUUGUCUAGCCUCCCGCAGUUGCCCCUCCCAUCCUACGCGACCGAGCUUGCUCAAAGGGCCCUCGGACCGGAGAUCAAGCGACUGGAGAAGAUCCAAUCUACGACGCCGCUCCACGAGCUCGGCUGGUACAUCGACUUUGGGAACAUGAACAACAUGUUCCAGUGGAUUGUCGAGCUGCACUCCUUCGACCCGGGCCUCCCGCUCGCCCAGGACAUGAAGAGCGCCGGCCUUACCAGCAUCGUCCUGGAGUUCCGCUUCCUGCGCAGCUACCCCAUGUCGCCUCCGUUCGUGCGCGUGAUCCGUCCUCGAUUCCUCUCUUUCAUGAACGGCGGGGGCGGCCACGUCACGAGCGGAGGGGCCAUGUGCAUGGAGCUCCUCACCAACUCGGGCUGGUCCCCGGCCAACAGUCUCGAGGCUGUGCUCCUGCAGGUGCGCAUGGCGAUCUGCAACACGGUCCCUCAGCCGGCGCGCCUCCAACGCGUGAGCAGACCCAACCCGGGCGAUUACUCCAUCGCGGAGGCGAUUAGUGCCUACACCCGCGCCGCCAGACUACACGGGUGGGAGGUCCCCCAGGAUUUGCGAGAUGCCGAGCAGUAA